Messenger RNA from Aspergillus sclerotioniger CBS 115572, 1406 nucleotides. Its product is annotated as WD40 repeat domain-containing protein. Bases 267 to 1325 code for a protein of 352 amino acids. NCBI's taxonomy places the organism in Eukaryota, Fungi, Ascomycota, Eurotiomycetes, Eurotiales, Aspergillaceae. Gene Ontology annotation, cellular component: cytoplasm; heterotrimeric G-protein complex. Gene Ontology annotation, biological process: G protein-coupled receptor signaling pathway. Gene Ontology annotation, molecular function: protein binding; signaling receptor complex adaptor activity. The record is from RefSeq and is a predicted model, not a curated record. The transcript is spliced from 5 exons.
CUCGGUCGCUUCCGCCGUGCACUCGCUCCACACCCAAUCAACCCCCCUCCUCGUUCUCUCUCUCUCUCUCUCCCUCUUCUUCCUCUCUUUGCUCCUCUUCCCCCCCCUACCGCCCUCUUCCCGCUUCCCCCCCCCCUCUCUCUCUCGGGGUUCUUUCAGUCCCCUGGAUCACGACGCCGCCGCUGCCGUCAACUCAAUUUCUUUCCACAGGCCCAUCUCCGUUUCACAAUUGACAUCUUCCCUCCCCAGGGGCUCGUUCCGUCAAGAUGGCCGAUAUGACCGGCGAACAGAUGCAGGCCAAGAUCACCGCGGCCAGGCGCGAAGCUGAAGGUCUCAAGGAUAAGAUCAAGCGCAGAAAGGAUGAGCUGGCCGACACGACUCUCCGUCAGGUUGCGCAGAACCAAACCGAAACUCUGCCUCGUAUUGGGAUGAAGCCCCGGCGGACACUCAAGGGCCAUUUGGCCAAGAUCUACGCCAUGCAUUGGUCGACCGACCGCCGGCAUCUUGUCUCAGCAUCUCAGGACGGAAAGCUCAUCAUCUGGGACGCCUACACCACGAACAAGGUUCAUGCGAUCCCGCUGAGGUCAUCGUGGGUCAUGACCUGCGCCUACGCCCCGAGUGGAAACUACGUCGCCUGUGGUGGUCUUGACAACAUUUGCUCGAUCUAUAACCUCUCCUCUCGCGAGGGUCCGACCCGUGUCGCGCGCGAGCUCUCUGGACACUCCGGCUACCUCUCUUGCUGUCGGUUCAUCAACGAUCGCAGAAUCAUCACAUCUUCCGGCGAUAUGACUUGCAUGCUGUGGGAUAUUGAAUCGGGCUCGAAAGUGACGGAAUUCGCGGAUCACCUCGGCGACGUUAUGUCGAUCAGCAUCAACCCUACCAACCAGAACAUCUUCGUUUCGGGCGCCUGUGAUGCUUUCGCCAAGCUUUGGGAUAUCCGUACCGGAAAGGCAGUGCAAACUUUCGCCGGCCACGAAUCCGACAUCAACGCCAUUCAGUUCUUCCCCGACGGAAACGCCUUCGGAACGGGUUCCGACGACACCUCUUGCCGUCUGUUCGACAUCCGUGCGGAUCGGGAACUCAACACCUACCAGAGCGACCAAAUAUUGUGCGGUAUCACCUCUGUUGCCUUCUCCGUUUCUGGUAGAUUGCUUUUUGCAGGUUACGAUGACUUUGAGUGCAAGGUCUGGGAUGUUCUGCGAGGCGACAAGGUUGGAUCCCUGAGCGGUCACGAGAACCGUGUAAGCUGCUUGGGAGUCAGCAACGAUGGCAUCAGCUUGUGCACUGGAUCCUGGGAUUCUCUGCUCAAGGUCUGGGCUUGGUAAAAAACAAAACGAACAAAAACAGCAAAGAUACCCUGUCUCAGUCUUUUGCGACGUCCUCAUUCGAAGUUUCUCUCUGUUCUU